This is a messenger RNA of Panicum virgatum (switchgrass), 1532 nucleotides long. RefSeq names its product pentatricopeptide repeat-containing protein At4g14170-like. The coding region runs from base 107 to 1327 and encodes 406 amino acids. NCBI's taxonomy places the organism in Eukaryota, Viridiplantae, Streptophyta, Magnoliopsida, Poales, Poaceae. Gene Ontology annotation, biological process: RNA modification. The transcript has a single exon. Gene Ontology annotation, molecular function: RNA binding; protein binding. The record is from RefSeq and is a predicted model, not a curated record.
CCAGCACUGUUACGGCCCACUUCCUUGUCGGGACGCGGCAGUCGGCGGCGAGACGGCGACCGCGCCUUGAGGCUCGACGGCGUCGCCAGCCUCCUCGGUGCGCCAUAUGCCUCCCGCCCCCGCCGCCACGCUUGCGUCCUGCAACGCCCUCCUCGCGUCGCUCGCGCGCUCCGGCCGCCCCGCGGAGGCGCUCCACACGCUCCGCGAUAUGCUCGCGCGGGGCGUCGCGCCGGACCACUUCACCCUGCCCCCGGUCCUCCGCUCUUGCACGCUUACCGGCGCCGCGGGAUUCGCCGCCUCGUCCCACGCGCUCGCCGUCAAGCUGGGGGCGCAGGACAACCUCUUCGUGGCGUCCGCGCUGGUGCUCUGCUACGCGGGCCUUUCGAACCUCGCCGGCGCGCGGAGGCUGUUCGACGGAAUGCGCGAGCGGGACGCCGUCCUAUGGACGUCCAUGCUGUCCGCGUACGCUCAGAGUGGGGAGCCCGACGCGGCGCUGCGGUUGUUUGGUGGCAUGGUGGCCGCGGAGGUGGAACUGGACGCGGUGGUCAUGGUCAGCCUGCUGCUUGCGUGCGGGCAGCUCGGGUGGCGCCGCCAUGGGAGAAGUGUGCACGCCUGCUGCGUCCGGAGGUUCCUAGGGAUGCCUCUGUCGCUUGGGAAUGCGCUUGUGGACAUGUAUGUCAAGUGCGGGGACUUCGCGUUCGCAGAGAGGGUGUUUGCUGGGAUGCCUAGGCGGGAUGUUAUCUCGUGGAGUGCACUGAUCCUUGGUCAUGGUUUGAAUGGGCGUUCUGAUGUUGCAUUGGGUCUUUUCGAUAGAAUGGCAGCUGAAGGAAUCCAACCAAAUUCGGUCACCUUUCUUGGGGCAUUGUCAGCUUGUGCACAUUCAGGCAUGGUGGACAAAGCAUACUCUAUCUUCGAGGGGAUGAAACGGUGGGGCAUUGAGCCUGAACUGAAGCAUUACUCCUGUAUGGCUGACACGCUUGGUAGAGCUGGGCGUGUUAUUGAGGCUGUGAAGUUGAUAGAGGAAAUGCCUUUUGAGCCUGACGAGGCAAUGCUUGGAGGUGUAUUAGCAGCCUGUCGUGUGCAUGGAGAAAUGGAGGCUGCUGAACGGGUUUCAAAGAGAUUGAUGGACAUGUCUCCUGGGAAGAGUGGCUACUAUAUGAGCUUGGCAAACAUAUAUUCAGAUGUAGGAAGGUAUAGUGAUGCAGAGAGAAUAAGAGGCUUCAUGAAAGAAGUUAAAGUCAACAAGCUUCCUGGAUAUAGUUCAGUUGAAUUGGAUGUUGAUAGAUUUCAUAUAACGAGCAACGCAGUUAGAACUAGAAGUACUUGAAGCAGAUUCUACUCUCUGGUGCCCUGCCCACAAAUGAAUAGAGGUGCUUAGCAGACACAGAGUGAAUGAGAUGUAUUGGUGUCAGUUACUGUGUUGUGCUAUCGAAAUGUAAGGCAGCCACUUCUUGAACUGAUAUGGACAACUUGAUAAAAAUAAAGGAUGAUGAUAAUAAAUCGAAAUCAUGCAAUUUUCUCAAUCUCUUUAA